This is a messenger RNA of Drosophila rhopaloa, 930 nucleotides long. RefSeq lists its product as uncharacterized. Gene Ontology annotation, molecular function: odorant binding. NCBI's taxonomy places the organism in Eukaryota, Metazoa, Arthropoda, Insecta, Diptera, Drosophilidae. The transcript has 2 exons. The record is from RefSeq and is a predicted model, not a curated record. Gene Ontology annotation, biological process: sensory perception of smell. The coding region runs from base 41 to 772 and encodes 243 amino acids.
UUUUCGUAGCUAGUUCAGUUUGUGCAUUGCCCGCAGAGAGAUGAGUUCCCCAUGGACGAUUUUACUUGGCCUUUUCCUGAUCAGCAGCCAGGUUCUAGCUGAUCUGUAUGGUGAUGCCCAGACGCUGGAGAAGUGCCUGCGGGAGCUGAGCUCGCCCGAGAACAUCGCCGGCGACCUGCAGAAGCUGGAGCGGUAUGCGUCGUGGACGCAUGAGGAGCUGCCCUGCCUGCUGCGGUGCCUGGCCAGGGAAAAGGGCUGGUUCGACCCGGAGGCCAACAAGUGGAGGCUCCAGCGCCUGACCGACGAACUAGGCGCCGAUAUGUACAACUACUGCAGGUUCGAGCUGCGGCGGACCACGACCGAUGGCUGCAGUUUCGCAUACCGCGGACUCAGGUGUCUGAAGCAGGCCGAGAUGUAUGCCGGCACCACCUUGAGCACCCUGCUACAGUGUUCCCGCCAGAUGAACGCCACCAACGUGCAGCUGAUGCAGUACAGUAGGCUGAUGGCCAAGGAACACAUUCCGUGCCUGUUCCAGUGCUUCGCCGAUGCCAUGGGCUUCUACGACUCCGCUGGCAACUGGAGGCUGGUCAAUUGGCAGCAGGCUUUUGGUCCUGCCGAAAAUGAGGAGCCGUCUGUCGCUGCGAACUACAGUAGCUGCCGCCUAAGUGAGAAAGAGCGGCAGGAGGCAGGCAACAAGUGCUCGUGGAUGUACCAGGAGUACUUGUGCUGGGAGCGAAUAAAUGGAAAUUAUCUGACGAAGGAGAAAUCUUGAGACCUAAAUGGUAUUACUCCCACAAAAAAAACCUUUUCUCGUACCAAAAAUUAUUUUAAAAGCGAGCAGGAUUUUUAUUCGAACGAAUAGUUUUGGGACAUGUUUUUCAAAUGACCGAAUUACUAAAUGUUAAUUAAAAUUAUUUAAGCAACCUUGGA